AUGACUUUUUAACGGAUGCAGGUAAAGACUAAUCUUCGCGACUUCUUUACCGGAUACAUUAAAGGCCGAUAUGAUCGAAUGGGUUGGCCACAAGUUUGGAAACUGAAAGAUUGGCCUCCAUCUAAGGCCUUCGAAGAAAACUUGCCACGUCAUGCGAUGGAGUUCUUAUGCAGUUUGCCUUUGAAGCAGUACACUCACCCAGAUAAUGGACCAUUGAAUCUGGCUGUCAAACUGCCUAAAAAUUGCUUGAAGCCAGACAUGGGGCCAAAGACAUAUAUUGCUUAUGGAUUUGAGCAAGAGUUUGGCCGUGGAGAUUCUGUUACUAAGCUCCAUUGCGACAUGUCUGAUGCGGUGAAUGUAUUGACGCACAUAUCUGAAGUGGCCAUUAAAGAGGAUAACAAAUCUGGAAUUGAAGAACUGAAAAAGAAGCAUGCUAAACAAGAUGUCAAAGAGCUGUAUAGCUCUGUAGCUAACAAGGAGGAAAUGAUAAAGAUUCUUGUCAAGUCUAAACAAGAAGCCGUAAAUGUUGAAUCUGAUGAUGGAGCUCUCUGGGACAUUUUCCGUAGAGAAGACAUUCCUAAAUUAGAAAGUUACCUUCUGAAACAUUACCAGGAGUUUAGACAUUUCUAUUGCUGCCCUUUGUCCCAGGUUUCUCAUCCGAUACACGACCAGACCAUCUAUCUAACACGAUAUCAUAUCAAGAAGCUGAAAGAAGAAUAUGGUAUUGAACCAUGGACCUUUAAUCAGAAGCUUGGCGAUGCUGUCUUAAUACCUGUCGGGUGCCCGCAUCAAGUCAGAAAUUUGAAGUCCUGCACAAAGGUAGCGCUUGACUUUGUCUCACCUGAAAAUAUCAGCGAGUGUUUACGCUUGACAAAACAGUUUCGUCUACUUCCACCUAAUCAUUUUGCAAAAGAAGACAAGUUGGAGGUUAAGAAGAUGAUAAUCCAUGCAGUCGAUAAGUCUCUUAGGGACUUAAGUGGACAGGAGUAUCCAGAACCCGAAGAGAAGAAAACAUGUAAGGGAGGGAAAAGUAAGGCAAAAGGGGGAGCCAAGGGAGGUGUUAAGGCUGCCAAAAAGUUACCUCGAAGUGAAAGGUCUUUGGAAGCUGAAGUGGAGAAAAAAGCUGAAGAGGAGAAAACAAAGGGGAUAGUCGAUAAGACUCUCGAAGACUUACCUCCAAGUGAAAAGUCUUGGGAGGAAAAAUCAAAGGGUAUAGUGAAUCCAAUCGAUAAGGCUCUAGAAGACUUGCCUCCAACUGAAAAGAAGUUUCAAGAAGCCGAAGGGGUGAAAAGAGCCAAGAUAUUAAAGACAUACGUGCGGAAGAGAAAGCGAAGAAGUGAAGAAAUCAACGCAAAGACAUUAUUAGCAAAUUUACAAGCGGAGAAGAUGUAGGAGUAGUGGUAGUAGUCUUUUGUUGUAGCUUUAGCAGACUCACUAAGUUAAACAGAGCACCAAUGGAGUG
This is a messenger RNA of Camelina sativa (false flax), 1462 nucleotides long. Lineage: Eukaryota; Viridiplantae; Streptophyta; Magnoliopsida; Brassicales; Brassicaceae. The record is from RefSeq and is a predicted model, not a curated record.